This is a messenger RNA of Paramecium sonneborni, 325 nucleotides long. The record is from the annotation of a GenBank genome assembly. Lineage: Eukaryota; Ciliophora; Oligohymenophorea; Peniculida; Parameciidae.
AAUGUUUCGAAUUAUUCAAUAGUAUGAAUAGCAGGCAAGCCAUCUUUGGUCCAAAAAUCUUGAGAUGUUGAAACAAAUCAAGAUCCCAAUCCUCCAGGAAAAUGAAGAUUUGAAGCUUACUGUUGAAACCCUAAAAUAAAAUGAUAUUCAAAAUAGCGUCUAUGGACAAUUAAAAGAGUAUGAAUAAAUUGAUAAGCCAAAACCUAAAUUAAUUAAUCUGUAACACAUUAAUAGAGAUUCAAAUUUUCAAGAAGAAUUUAUGUCUAAAGUAAAUGAAUUUAGUUUAUCAUGGCGCCAAGAAGUGCAAUAGCUAAAGUAAUUAUGA